This is a messenger RNA of Tribolium castaneum (red flour beetle), 2315 nucleotides long. Its product is annotated as zinc finger protein 774. The coding region runs from base 161 to 1597 and encodes 478 amino acids. Lineage: Eukaryota; Metazoa; Arthropoda; Insecta; Coleoptera; Tenebrionidae. The transcript is spliced from 11 exons. The record is from RefSeq and is a predicted model, not a curated record.
CAUUCACUAGCCUGUUUUUGUGUUUAAAUUUUUUCAAAAAUUUAAACGUUUAAAUUUUCUGAUUGAAAUGAUUGUUUGUUUUUUAUUAUUACUUGAUAAAGUGUGCUUUUGACUAUUUCCUUCAAGCUCUUCUAAUUGCUUUAAAUUGGAAUUAUAAGAAAUGGAUCAGCUAAACUUGAACGCAGAUUUCUUAAAAUUCGACAAGGAGAAUAAUGGGGAUGUUAAGAGAGAAAUCGAUUUUUUGCAAUGUGGAAACUUUAACUCUGUUCAACCUAGUUCGUCGUAUUUAUCGAACAUAUUUUCGAACACAUUAGACGUUAAUGCCAAUUUAAAUAAUCGGAUGCCAUUGGAUUUGAGCAAUUUGAAAGAUCUAGACGGUUUAUGCAAACUAGAAAUUAUAAAAAAUGAAAUACCGUACCUUGUAAAGUACAAACUACAAGAUGGAAAACACGUAAAAAUCUGGCAAUGCAAAACUUGCUUUAAGGAAUUUGGCCAUCAAUAUACUUUAAUGCGUCACUUGCCUACGCACACUGACGAAAGAAAAUUUCAGUGCAACACCUGCGGAAAAGCUUUUCGACAAAUGUCGACACUUUCGCAACACAGAGCAAUUCACUCGCAUGAAAGGCCUUACGUUUGUGAAAUUUGCCAAAAAACAUUUAAUCGCGUCUCUACUUUAAUUUCUCACCGGAAAACUCACACCGGUAUUAAACCGCAUCAGUGUCACUUAUGUAACAAAGCUUUUCACCAAAAAGGAAACCUCCGUAAUCACAUUUUUACCCACACCAAUGAAAGGCCAUACAAGUGCGACGACUGUGGAAAAGGAUUUAACCAAAUGUCUAACUUGAUGUGUCAUAAAUUAAAAUCGCACCAACGCAUGGAUAAACCUAAACACUCGUGUCAAAUUUGUAGAAGAAGUUUUGCGAAACGUAUAGCUUUAAGAAAUCACGAACAAUAUGAACAUAGGGAAAGUAAUCAAGCCAUUGAUUCAUUUCUAACAGAUGACCAAAAAAUUAGCAACGCAAUAUUUGUGGAACCAAUCAAAACCAAAGCAAUGCAACUAGCGAUCGAGACAAACCAGAUACCCUUCGCUUUACUGAGGCCUUUAACAGGAAUUCCUGUUUUGGUCCGAGUUUUACCGGCUGGGAACGAUAAGCAAAUGCUAGUUCCAGCAAGUGCUGAAGAUUUGAAGAAACAUGGCCAGAUAUCAGUUACCCCAAAAACGACCACGCCUGGAACAACACUCGAAGAUGUGACCGAAGAUAAACAUAAUCUUGUUGGAAGUACCGUUCAAAUUAAAAUACCAGUUGUUGCUACAGUAAUUCAGCAAAGUGGUGAAGGUGGUCAUAUGUCCAUGUCGGUCGUAAGUCCUGGUCCUAAUAACGAAGCAGUCAAACAACCAAAUUGGCAGUCCUUGGGUUCCUAUAUUUUGACUGCGACUAAUGACGAACAAAGUGAUGGACAAAUGAUGGGCAUGCAAGAUUUAAAUUUUAGUACAGAUGAAAAAACUAACUUAACUGAUUAUGAUAUUGAAACUUCUGGAAUGAAACAUAAUGGUGAUGCGGUCCAUGCACCAGACGAUGUAUUCAUCAUCACAUAGAUGCAUGUAAUUUGUUUUUGUUUUUCAAGCUUAAUUAUUUCUAGGUGAUCAAACUUUCUAUGUAAAUAGCAUGUGUUUAAACUUGGUUUGCAUGAUUUUAAUGUUUUUAUUCGGACAAUAAAUUGAUAUGGCACAAGUGUUUCGUUAAGUAACUUACACGAUUUUAAUAUCUUAUAAAGCCGUAACUUUGACGUAAUCGACUUGUAAAGCUGUAUUAUCACCCUUCCAGGUCCCAAGCCACUCAGACCUUGCGUUAAAGAAGAAUUUCACUUCUUUGGGAUCUUUAUUAACCCAUGGUUUUUUGUGGUUCCCCGACUGGACACUGUCGGGGAAGUCAUUAUUUCCACCAACGCCAACUCCCAAAACUAUUUGGACCUAAUGAAGGGAUAUUAUUGUAUUACCAUAAUUAAUUAUUAUUGCCAUCAAUUACCAAAUCAUCGUCUGAAAAGUUAAAUUGGCUGAGGGCUUCCUUGUCUAUUUCACCAUACUGAGUACCAUCGAGUAGUAACGACAAUUUGUCUGAAAGACUCAAUAAACCUAUUUUACUUUAAAUCAAAAUUGGGUUUUUACCUUUGGUCCAAAUGACCGUAUAGACAUGCAUUUCCCUCGAAAACGGAGUGUUGCUGCGUUUAGUUUUUAAAAACUGGCUUCUUCCAGGCUCCUCUGGAUCAAUUACCAGUCCACCAAAAAGUAAGUUACCACCAAGAUCUUGCUUAUU